Messenger RNA from Periophthalmus magnuspinnatus, 711 nucleotides. Its product is annotated as histone H1.4-like. The coding region runs from base 18 to 512 and encodes 164 amino acids. Gene Ontology annotation, biological process: nucleosome assembly. The record is from RefSeq and is a predicted model, not a curated record. NCBI's taxonomy places the organism in Eukaryota, Metazoa, Chordata, Actinopteri, Gobiiformes, Gobiidae. Gene Ontology annotation, cellular component: nucleosome. Gene Ontology annotation, molecular function: structural constituent of chromatin; DNA binding. The transcript has a single exon.
UUUGAGUGUCCAGCGCCAUGUCCUCUCCUGAUGCAGACAUGCCUCCUGCUCCAGCUCCCAAAGCUCCCAAGAAGAAGAGGGGUCCCACCAUCUCUGCCCUGAUCCUGAAGGCUGUUGCUGGGGCUAAUGCUACCGGCGGCCUCUCUCUGACUGCAGUCAAGAAGGUCCUGAAGGAUGGAGGUUACGACGUCAAGAAGAACAAUGCCAGGAUUCUUCUGGCAGUCAAGCGCUUAGUGGCCAAGAAAAAGCUGGCCAAAGUCAAAGGUUCUCUGAAGAUCAAUCCUAAACCUAAGAAGGUGAAGAAGAAGCCAGCAGCCAAGAAAGCCAAGAAAGCCAAGAAACCAGCGGCAAAGAAGUCACCUAAAAAGAAGAAGGCGAAGAGUCCUAAGAAAGCCAAGAAGGCUAAGAAAGCUAAAAGCCCAAAGAAGCCUAAAGCGAAGAAGCCCAAAUCCCCUAAGAAACCUAAGGCUCCCAAGAAGCCCAAGGCACCUAAAGCUGCUGCCAAGAAAUAAAGUUCUCCAGGAGAGCGUCUGUGAAGGCACCUAUCAAAGACUGUGUGUAGACUGCAAUGAUUUAACUUGAACAUCUCUUUCGCUUUGCUAUUUUUCAGUCUAUUCUUGUCCAUACUCCUUAUAUGUCUAGUCAACUUCUUUCUUAACCUCAUUUUUGACCAGUCAGUGUGGUCAUUAUUUGCACUUGCUGAAAAAGGGA